Messenger RNA from Fusarium pseudograminearum CS3096, 1836 nucleotides. RefSeq lists its product as uncharacterized. The transcript has a single exon. The coding region runs from base 1 to 1836 and encodes 611 amino acids. NCBI's taxonomy places the organism in Eukaryota, Fungi, Ascomycota, Sordariomycetes, Hypocreales, Nectriaceae. The record is from RefSeq and is a predicted model, not a curated record.
AUGGCUAAAAGUAAUGGCUUCAUCGGCUUCUUCUCUUCUGAUUAUAACACUUUUAUUUCUCUCGUUUUUACUACACCCAUUGCUACAACGCUACUAUGUCUUUCCCUCAACGGUACGCUCUUCUCCGGCGCAUUCCUCAAGUUUGUCAAUGACAACCGCCCUUCGGUCCAAUUCGCUGUUCAGAUCAUGGCCAACAUGAUGUCUGCUCUGCAGAUCGUUGUUAUCUGCAGGGUUAUUAACCUUGGUGUCCGAAGACGCCUCAAGACUAGGAGCAUGAGUCUUGAUCUGAUGCGAGCGUGGAUGGACGCCAUGAUACCACGCAUCAACUGGGAAUUGCCUUUUGUACAUAUCCUUCUGUUGGGCCUCUUGGUCUCGGUCUCUAUGGUGCUGAGCGCUAUCUGGGCUGCUGCCAUGACACCUGUUGAGACCUUUGAGUACAUCGAAGGCACCGUCCAGAUUCCAAGCUGGGAUAACCUCACCCAUAUUAAAGAAUACCCUUCAGAAGUUGGCUCAGUAGGACCUACCAAGCAUACCGCUCUUGGGAAGUUCACAUACUCGGUGGGUAUCCAAAUGUUGGGCAGUCUUCUCGCCUCCGCUGCUUCGGCAUCGCCCAUCCACAACUCAACACGCAACCAUGAGAAGUUGGACCAAACAGGCUACAGCUACGUCGGCCGAUCAUACGGCGUUGGCUCCUCCCCAGGUCUAGGCGAAGUCCACUUCCAAACCGGACACAGUGUACUCGGAUGGCAAUACCAGGAAGUUGGAUACCGCGCUAAAGUCAACUGCAUCUACAACGCAUCUAGCGACUUCAAACUCUACCAGGAGGACGCUGUUAUACGUUGGGCCGCACACGGAGAACUUCCCGAUAGCGACGACGGCUAUGAACAUUCCACUUAUGUCGGAUUCGGUGAUGGAAACGCUGUUGUCGCCAUUGGAGUCGCGCACUUUAAGGACAAGGAUGCAAUAGUCGCCCCCGAGAGAAAAUACAUUGGCUUCGCGGCGGGGGGCUUCUACAAAUUCUUGAAUACGACGCAGUGCGAGGUGGACUUUGAGCCUACACUCUUCAACGUCACGGUCAGCAGUCGAGGCAAGAACAUCACAGUUGUGCCAACAAACGAUACUAGAGUUCGCGAUAUGGAUCCGACUCGCUGGAUAAAGGGCACUGUCCUUCGUCAGUUUGAGCUUAUUGCCAACGACGAGACAAAUCUGUACGUAUCCACCGUUGGUACAGCUUUCAAUGCCUCCAUCACCGAUCAUCGUCUUCGUCUUGAGACGAACAACACUCUCACCUCGAGAACAUCCGCAAACGUCACCCUCGAAGGUGUCGAAAACGCCAUCACCGCUAUGGUGGACGACAUGCUGGUAGCAUAUGCCUCUGCGCAAUUCAUGGUUGGAGAGUUCAAAGACGAAGUCAAAGGCUCCAUCCGAGUUACAGCCAUCAUCAUCGGCGAAAAGAAAUUUGCCAUAGCUGCAUUUUCGCUAAACAUGGCUAUUAUAGCACUGUUCCUAAUCGAAGCUAUUCGAACAAGAGGCUGGAAGGAUAUUACUGAGUUUGAUCCUUCGGAUAUUCGCCAUGUAAUGAUCGCUGCGUCUGAAGGAGGUGCAAAUCUCGCUCAAGUCGGAUUCUCUAAUAGAGAGAAGUUGGGCAAGAUUAGUGUGAGGGUGGGUGAGACUGGGGCUGGGAGAUUUACGCUGUCGGUUGAUGGGGAGGUAUCGCCCACUGUCAAGUAUGAGAGUAUGAGGGGAGCUAAUGGAGGUAAUGAUGACGAUGUCGAGAGGUAUAAAGCGUCUGUCGUUGAGACCAUCAGUACCAGGUCGCGAGAUAGGAGCAUAUGA